Molecule: messenger RNA, 1433 nt
Organism: Penaeus monodon (black tiger shrimp)
Lineage: Eukaryota; Metazoa; Arthropoda; Malacostraca; Decapoda; Penaeidae
Product: dual specificity protein phosphatase 18-like
Exons: 2
Coding region: 641-1018 (125 amino acids)
Biological process (GO): protein dephosphorylation
Cellular component (GO): cytoplasm
Molecular function (GO): protein tyrosine/serine/threonine phosphatase activity
Source: RefSeq, a predicted model, not a curated record
UCUUACACCUCAGUCACUCCUCAGCUGACGGUGGGGAACUAUACGUCAAACUGCUGCAUCUCAUUAAUAUUCGAUAUUAUGUGGUUUGAGCAGUUAUUACCUAUCUAAACAUAGUGUAGAAUAAUUUCUAACCAUCUAACAAGAGGCAAGGAAGGUUUUCUAUAAGGCAUCUUAUUCAAAACCCAAUUGAUUGGACAACCACCUGUGGCUCACCUUGGAGGGAGGCACGUGUGCAGCCCCAGCGGUCUUCAUGGAGCAGCGCUUUUUCCAUUAAUUCCAAGUCCGUAAUACGGCCACAAAAUGCCAGAGCAAAUCCACAACCAAGUCGUUGUCAGAAUUGCUGAAGAUCUCGAAGAGGAUAAGCCGAUCAGGAUGGUGUCCCCGUCCUGUCGCGGGAAAGGAGAGGAAGGCGGAGCCGGAGCAGCGCAAGCCGCGCGGGGGCCGGGCGGGCCAGGUGUCUGUCAUCCUGGACUGGCUCUGCCUAUCGGGGGCGCGGGCGGUACGGCAGGCACGCCUCCGGGAGUUUGGGAUUACGUGCGUGAUCAACUGCACGGUGGAACUGCCCGCCGUGCCCCUGGACGGGGUGGAGGUGGUGACCGUCCCCGUGGCUGACGUCGCGGCGUCAAACCUGUCGAACUACAUGUCUGACAUUGCUGACAAGAUUGAGGAAGUGCGUAGGCGGGGCGGCCGAGUACUGGUGCACUGCGUGGCGGGCGUGAGCCGCUCGCCGGCGCUGGUCCUGGCCUAUCUGGUCAAGCACUGCGACAUGAGCCUCCGCGAGGCUUUCCUGCACGCGAGGAAGGCGCGGCCCAACAUCCGACCCAACGCAGGCUUCUUCGCGCAGCUGAUCGAGUUCGAGCGGGAGGUGCGAGGCGGCGCGAGCGUGACGCUGGUGCGCGACGCCGCCCUCGGCCUGGCCAUUCCCGACGUGUGCGAGGACGAGCUGAGGGUGCUGCGGGACACCCGGUGGGCGCGCUUGAUCCACGAACGCAGGAACUUCGAGAGGCUCUACGCGUAGGCCUCCUCCCUCCGCCUCUUUGUCACUGAUCUCAGGACGCUCACUUUUUUACGAUUUAUUUCUGAGUGUUUCGUCUCGGAAACGCCUCGUGUUGCCCUUCUGGUUGACCCAGAACUUUAACGAUAACUAAGAAACUGUUCUUUACGUGUUUCAAAGUAUCCCUGUGUUAUAGUGCAUGUUGUCCCAACGUGUAUAUAUAAUAGUGACAGAAAAUCUAUGGCAGAGAAAGCAGCUGACAUGAAAUAAGGCAGAAAUCAGAACAUUAACUCAUAUAUUCGCUUGCAUAUGUAAUUACGUUGGCAAAAUGUAUUGCUUUACAGCAUAACCCGAUUGCAAUGAUGCAAGCAUACUAACAGAUGAUGGCCAUUGCUAGUUUUACCUGUAAACAUUUUGUUCAAAUUACACAUGAAAUAUU